Messenger RNA from Lodderomyces pseudojiufengensis, 585 nucleotides. RefSeq lists its product as uncharacterized. Gene Ontology annotation, biological process: protein import into mitochondrial matrix; protein folding; protein stabilization. The transcript has a single exon. Gene Ontology annotation, molecular function: protein-folding chaperone binding; zinc ion binding. The coding region runs from base 1 to 585 and encodes 194 amino acids. Gene Ontology annotation, cellular component: mitochondrion. The record is from RefSeq and is a predicted model, not a curated record. Lineage: Eukaryota; Fungi; Ascomycota; Pichiomycetes; Serinales; Debaryomycetaceae.
AUGUUCAAAAGAUCUUCAAUAUUUAAAAGUAUAAGCAAUAAUGCUAAAGCAUCACUCACCAAAAAACAAUUGAUCCCAACGACUAAGAGGCAAGUAUGUACCUUUUCAAAAUCAUACGUCUCUCAGCAUUCAACUUCAGUUUUCAAAGUUUCCACAACAACGUUAAAUUUCAAAAGACUUCAGUCAACCAGUGGUUCGCCAAAUCAACCAGAUCCAAACGUAGAUCAAGGAGAAUUAUUAAUUGAAUUUACUUGUAAUGUGUGUGAUACAAGAUCAAAACAUAAUAUGUCUAAACAAGCUUAUGAACAUGGUACAGUUUUAAUUCAAUGUCCUGAAUGUAAAAGUAGACAUUUGAUUGCUGAUAAUUUAGGAUUUAUUAGAGAUGAGAAAUUUAAUUUGAAAGACUACUUAGAAAGUGAAGGUCAACUGAUUGAUACAAAUGUAUUGGAAUUUAAUAAAAUACCUGAAGCAUUAGAACAUAGUACUGGUCAAACUGCUAAUGAAAGUAAACCUAAAGAAGAGAAAAUAUUAGAUUUAGAAGCUCCAUCUGAUGAUAAAGUUGUUAAAGAUACAAAAAAAGAUUAA